Molecule: messenger RNA, 1457 nt
Organism: Spodoptera frugiperda (fall armyworm)
Lineage: Eukaryota; Metazoa; Arthropoda; Insecta; Lepidoptera; Noctuidae
Exons: 10
Coding region: 137-1360 (407 amino acids)
Source: RefSeq, a predicted model, not a curated record
AUUUCAUUCGUUUAUUUCGCGAUUCACAAACGUCAUACAUAAGAUUUGUUUAUUUCAAAGGUUAUAUCUACGAGUUUGCUAGUUUACCGUAAAUAUCGGAUAAAAUAAAUAAAUAAGAUUAAUAUUGUACCUAACAAUGUCUAUAAUAGCAGUCAGAUGUAUACCACAAAAGUGGUCACUUAUGAAUGUUGUGAAGAUUCUGGCUAAAACGAUAGCUGGUAAUUUUGAAGCAUUGAACUUUGAAACUGGCAAAGGCGGCAGGAAGGUAUGCUACCUAAGAUUGUCAGAGAAAUUGGACCCUGUUCGCGUUGUGGAGAAGAUUAAUUCUAAUAUAUUUCCGAAGCAGUUCCGGCCUUUUGCAUACAUACCUGAUCAUGUUCCUGAUAUCCCGCUAGCAGUGAAACCUAGGAAGAUACCUAACAAGCUGCGGCGAGCACUUCUGAUCGAUGCUGAAACUGAGCCCGAGAAGGUGGUGGCUAUGACGAAUAGUGAGAUCUUGAUAGAGCUGCAGUGCAAGUACCCCGGCCUGUACAACAUCAGCAAGAAGACCAACCAUAAACUCAUGGAGGAGCUCACCAAGAAAGUGUUUGAGAGGGUCCAAACCAUAGGAGAAAGGAAUGCGGAGAUGCUAGACUCGUGUUACAAGCUGAGUCGGUGCUACCGGCGCACGCACCCCCACUUCGGGGACUUCCAGCUCGUGCUGGGCACGCUGCACGCGCUGCAGGACGCCGCCGGCCUGCCCCGCACGCAGCUCAGCGAGAAGGAACUCGCCGAGCUGCCCGCACAUUCUUAUAUGAUUGACAACUUGCCGUUUGAUAAAGUGCAGCAAGCCUGCAACAAGUAUUCAGAGCGGAUUAUAAAGAAGGUAACUGAACACGUGAAAAAUCUCAAAUCUGAGGUGACGGGUACCGACACAGAGGAUGAAGUGGUCAGGAAGAGAGUUCGGGAGGAACUCAAGAAGAUGACGCCGUUCUUGGGCAUGAUCGUGAAGCAAGUUGUGAGCAAACACUUCAUUCCACAGAAGACUGGCUACUAUAAGUUACGGAUAUACGGCGAGCCAUUCCUGCCGGGCAAGGAGACGAUGGCGCCGUUCCUGCGCCGGUUCCAGACGGCGCGCACGAUCCGCUCGGAGCGCAUGUUCAACCUACUGCUGUUCGACGUGCCGCCCUCCAACUACGCCGCCAUCAUGGCCAUGGACGGCACUGUUCUCAAUGGUGCCAAGUUAGUGAUAAGGCCGUCAGACCUGCCCAUGUAUAAGUUGCCGAGCACCAUACUCUCCGCCAGUCUAGAGGCAGACGCUCAGGACGAAGAUAUGAAACAAGCUCAGACCGCCGACUGGAAUGACGAUGAAACUAUGUAAUUACUACAAGCCUAGAGUGGAAGUUAGGAAGAUUUUGUAUUUAAUAAUGUGUAUUUGAAAUACUUUGUAAGUUAAUAAAUAAUAUUUAAACAUACAA